UGCCAGGUGUAGGAGGAUGUAUUGAUUGUACGCAUAUAAGAAUACAAAAUCCAGGUGGUAUAAAUGGAGAAGUAUUCAGGAAUCGUAAAGGAUGAUUUUCUUUGAAUGUUCAAUUAGUUUGUAGUCCAUUGAUGGAAAUACAUGAUUUGGUGGUUAGAUGGCCAGGUAGUUACCAUGAUAGCUUUAUCUUCAAUGCCAGUCAUGCAUGUGCUGUAUAUUCUAACAAUAAUCAUAAUCUUAUACUUCUGGGAGACAAUGGAUAUGCAUGCAAACCUUACAUAUUUACACCUUUACUUAAUCCAGUAACAAAUGCAGAGAAAAAUUAUAAUAAAGCUCAUAUCAAAACCAGAAAUAUCGUAGAGCGUGUAUUUGGUGUAUGGAAAAGAAAAUUUCCAUGUCUAAGGAGAGGUUUAGCUAAUUCACCAAACACAAUAGUUUCAAUAAUUGUAGCUUGUGCUGUACUAUAUAACAUAAGUUUAAAAUUAAGAUUACCUAUAUAGUAUAAUUCAUAUAGGUACUUACUUUGUUUGCACCUAAAUGAGUGUUGAAAUUAACAGCAAUUCUUUCCCAAGCUGAGUUUUUGUCCCUGUUGCUAAACUUAUCUGUUUUUUUGCAUUCAAUUAUGUCCCUUUCUUUUGAUAUGCAGUGUAAUAUUAUUGAUUUUUCCUCUUCAGAAAUAUUAGGAGCACGGGCUCGUUUAUUUUUUUCUGAAUUGCUCGUCAUUAUAUAAAAUAUUUUUAUUAAAUAAGAAA
Myzus persicae (green peach aphid) is the source of this 752-nucleotide messenger RNA. RefSeq names its product putative nuclease HARBI1. The transcript is spliced from 3 exons. Lineage: Eukaryota; Metazoa; Arthropoda; Insecta; Hemiptera; Aphididae. The record is from RefSeq and is a predicted model, not a curated record. Bases 132 to 500 code for a protein of 122 amino acids.